CACAUCCAAAAAGGAGGAGGAAGAAGAGGAGGAAACUGGAUAUAUGGGCCCGGUUUCCCAAAGGCAUGUUAAGGCAUCCAAUGGUUCCAACGAUGAAGUUAGCAGUAAGAUGGUUUUGGAAAACCGGUCCCUGAAUAACACUAGAGAGAGGCGUGACUACCGUGGAUCCUCUGGGGAGCCUCAACAACAUCAUGAAGCUGGCGAGGCAGAGAAGACUCUCUCCACAUCAGAACAUCUCAAGAAACAGCAGCGGAAACGCACAGGGAAGAAAUCUCACCGCUGCUCUGACUGUGGGAAGAGAUUCACCUCUUCAGCAGACCUCAAAAGACAUCAGAGAAUCCAUACAGGAGAGAAACCUUAUAGCUGUGAUCAAUGUGGGAAGAGAUUUACUGAUCUAAGCAGCCUGAAAAGACACCAGAGAAUUCACACGGGAGAAAAACCUUAUAGCUGUGAUCAAUGUGGAAAAAGUUUUAAUGUUCCAAGCAGCCUGAAAACACACCAGAGAAUUCACACGGGAGAGAAACCUUUUAGCUGUGAUCAAUGUGGGAAGAGUUUUGUUUCAUCUAGCCAGCUGACUGUACACCAGAGAAUACACACAGGAGAGAAAUGUUAUAGCUGUGAUCAAUGUGGGAAGAGUUUUGUUUCAUCUAGCCAGCUGACCGCCCACCAGAAAACACACACAGGAGAGAAAUCAUAUAGCUGUAAUCAAUGUGGGAAGAGAUACUCUGGUAAAAGAUCUCUGAUCAGACAUCAGAAAAUACAUACAUGAAUGAGUUGUUCCAUAAUAUCAAUAAAAUGUCUCAAUGUAGAACCCUAAACAUUUUCACCCUGUUCUAUUGAUAUCAGUGUGAUAUGAAGACUAGCCUCAUCAGGGGGAAAAUACAGGUUCUGAAAUGAAAGAGGACAAUUACAAAAUACAAACAAAUGUAAAUUAAGUGAUUAACAAAAAGUGUUGUGUGACACUUAUCUCGUCGGUGACCCACUUGAAUCAAAAUGUAGCUGGCUGUUUUCAAG
This is a messenger RNA of Salvelinus namaycush (lake trout), 1014 nucleotides long. Its product is annotated as gastrula zinc finger protein XlCGF49.1-like. Gene Ontology annotation, molecular function: RNA polymerase II cis-regulatory region sequence-specific DNA binding; DNA-binding transcription factor activity. Gene Ontology annotation, biological process: regulation of transcription by RNA polymerase II. The record is from RefSeq and is a predicted model, not a curated record. NCBI's taxonomy places the organism in Eukaryota, Metazoa, Chordata, Actinopteri, Salmoniformes, Salmonidae. Bases 44 to 769 code for a protein of 241 amino acids. The transcript is spliced from 2 exons.